AUGGGCCACACUUUGACCACUUUAUAUUCGUUCAGAUGCCCCCAGCUAGUUUAUCUUCCUGACUUCUUCUAUGAGAUCACUUUCACAUCCAUAAUAUUUGUCUACUCAAUAGUUAUCUGGAAAAGCUACUCGACCACUGCCAGAACAACCACCAAACGUAACAACUAUUUUGUUCCAUCAAGGUUGUCUCGAUUCAACAGCUUUAUCAGCCAGCUAUCGUCUGAUCAAAAUGUCCACUACCUCCUCCUUGCAAUCCUAAUCAAUGCUGCUGAUUUUGUCUCAUAUCUCCAGAUUUUGUAUUUAUUGCCCUUCAUGGUUUAUUCUCUCUUUCAUGUCACCAGCUACACAAAGGAUCACAUCUUGCCAAUCUUGCCAUACAUCAACGACAAAUCCUUGAAUAACUUGAUAUCAACCUUUGAUAAAUUAGUUGUUUUUUUCCAAUUAUCUCAGUUUAAUAUUGUAUCCAAUUUAGAAGUCAUUUUUCUUAUCAAUUUGCUAGUUUUUACGCUUCUGAUUUAUCUAAAUUUCUUAAAUUCAUUCAACUCAUUCAUUCCCUUCCCUCCGCCAAAUCUUAUCAAGAAAACCGAUAAUAAUAGCAGAAUUAUUUAUUAUCUGUAUAUAUCUGCUAUCUAUUGUUACUUUAUCAAACAUAACUAUAACAUUAAACCCUCAAUGAAAAAAGUUAUUAAAAAUUACGGUUUUCUUGAAACUCUCAUCAACCAUCUUUAA
Messenger RNA from Ascoidea rubescens DSM 1968, 729 nucleotides. RefSeq lists its product as uncharacterized. Bases 1 to 729 code for a protein of 242 amino acids. Lineage: Eukaryota; Fungi; Ascomycota; Saccharomycetes; Ascoideales; Ascoideaceae. The record is from RefSeq and is a predicted model, not a curated record. The transcript has a single exon.